AUGUCCGAUCCGAAAAAAAUGAAAUCCCAAGAGAAGGUUCUCAUUUUGGGCAGUGGAGGCAGGGAACAUGUCCUUGCUUGGAAAAUUGCUCAGUCCAGUCACGUCCAAGAUGUGUUUGUUGCCCCAGGCAAUGCAGGAACACACGGCAGUGAUAAAAUGACGAAUGUAGAUAUCAAGAUAAAAGAUUUUGAUGAGGUAUGUUCUUGGUGCAAGAAGAUGCAAAUCAGUUUGGUCAUUGUUGGACCAGAGGAUCCUUUAGCUAAUGGCAUUUCUGACCACUUGGCAAAGGAAGGCAUCCCAUGUUUUGGCCCCUCAGCAAAAGCAGCUCAAAUUGAAGCCAGCAAAGAUUUUGCCAAAAAUUUCAUGGUUCGCCACAAUAUUCCUACUGCUCGCUUCAAGUCGUUUAGCAAUGUAGAAGAAGCUUGUGAACACAUCCGCACAGCUCCUUACAAGGCUCUCGUGGUAAAAGCCAGUGGGUUAGCCGCAGGUAAAGGUGUUAUUGUUGCCGACUCUGUUGAAGAAGCUUGUGCUGCAGCAAAAGAGAUUUUAGGGACCAAGAUAUUUGGCAAUGCUGGUGACAUUCUUGUGGUAGAAGAACUGCUGGAAGGUGAAGAAGUCUCUUGUUUGGCGUUUUCUGAUGGAACCACUGUAGCUAUGAUGCCUCCUGCACAGGAUCAUAAACGCCUUAAUGAUGGUGACAAGGGCCCAAAUACUGGAGGAAUGGGAGCUUAUUGUCCAUACCCAAAGAUUUCUGAGGAGAAACUUGUUGCUAUUAAACAGGAUGUUCUUCAAAAAGCUGUUGAUGGAAUGAAAUCAGAAGGCAUGCCAUAUGUGGGUGUAUUAUAUGCUGGUCUAAUGAUCACUGAUGAUGGACCACAUGUUUUAGAAUUCAACUGCCGUUUUGGGGACCCGGAAACACAAUCAAUCCUCCCACUACUAAAAUCUGAUCUUUUUGUUGUCGGAAAAGCUUGUGUGGAAGGAACCCUGCAUGAUAAUAUGCCAGAAUUUGAUCAAGAGAGUAAGGUUUUAGGUGUGGUGGUUGUAAGUGGUGGUUAUCCUGGUUCCUACAAGAAAGGGAUUCCUAUUACUGGCUUAAAAGAGGCUCAUGAUGCUGGCUUAACUGUCUUCCAUGCUGGGACUGCUAUGAAAGACAACCAGUUGGUAUCUUCUGGUGGCCGUGUCUUGGCAGUGGUGGCAAAAGAGAAAGAUUUCCAAACUGCUUACGACAAAGCUCAACAAGGUGCUGCUCUUAUCCAAUUUACAGAUGCUUUCUACAGGAAAGACAUUGGCUACAAAGUUCUGACCAGUUCAAUUGGAACUGGUUUGUCCUACAAAGAAGCAGGGGUAGAUAUUGCUGCAGGAAAUUCCUUGGUUGAAUUAAUCAAACCUCUAGCCAAAUCAACUAGACGACCUGGCUGUGAUGCUGCUCUUGGUUCAUUUGGUGCAAUUUUCAAUCUUCAACAGGCCAGCUAUUCCAGUAAUUCAUUGCUUGUUUCUGCUACAGAUGGAGUAGGCACCAAAUUAAAGAUAGCUCAGGCUGUUGGUUUCCAUAAGUCUAUUGGCAUCGACCUUGUUGCCAUGGUUGUGAAUGACAUUCUUGCCCAUGGAGCUGAGCCGCUCUUUUUCCUUGACUAUUUUGCAUGUGGCUAUUUGGAUGUUGCACAAGCAAGGGAUGUAAUCGAAGGUAUAGCUCAAGGUUGUAAACAAGCUGGCUGUGCCCUUGUUGGUGGUGAAACUGCUGAAAUGGCUGGCAUGUACACAUCAGGAGAAUAUGACGUUGCUGGAUUUGCUGUUGGGGCUGUAGAAAAACUUCUGAUCAGACUGGAGAUGUGGAUUCUACCAAACCAUUUGGCUGUGGAAAUUGAUGCAAGUUCCUGGAGCAUCCCUCCUAUUUUUGGCUGGCUUCAGCAAAAUGGUAAAGUGUCUGCAGCUGAAAUGGUCAAGACCUACAAUUGUGGUUUAGGUGGAAUUCUUAUCGUCAGUCAGCAAAAUGUUGUGCCUGUUGCCCAGGCUUUGAGCAAAGCAGAUGAAAAUGGGUGCAUUGUUGGAACCGUGGUAAACAAGGGAGAUUUUGAAAGGGUUUCAAUUCAGAAUUUGGAGACUUCAUUACAACAUUGUUAUAAAUUUGAAAACUGUGAGAAAAAGAAAAAUGUCGCUGUUUUGAUAUCUGGUUCAGGUACCAACUUACAAGCACUUAUUGACCACACCCAGUGUCCAGGUAAUAAAAGCUCAGCCCAGAUUGUCCUAGUCAUUUCCAACAAGGCCAACGUGAAGGGUUUGGAACGAGCUCAUAAAGCAGGUAUUCCCUCUUUGGUAAUCAACCAUAAGCUUUACAAGAGCCGUGAAGAAUUUGAUGAUGCUGUCCAUGAAGAAUUGGUGCAUGCCAAUGUUGACUUGGUCUGUCUUGCAGGUUUCAUGAGAAUUCUUUCAGGAAGUUUUGUAAGGAAGUGGACUGGUCGCAUUCUGAAUGUUCACCCAUCCUUAUUGCCUUCAUUUAAAGGUGCAAAUGCUCACAAAUUGGUGUUAGAAUCUGGGGUGCGCAUUUCUGGCUGCACAGUGCAUUUUGUUGCGGAAGAAAUAGACUCUGGUGCCAUUCUGGUUCAAAAAUCUGUUCCUGUUUUCACGUCUGAUACAGAAGCAAGUUUGUCCGAGAGAGUGAAAAGACUUGAACACAUUGCCUACCCGUCUGCUCUGGAAAUGGUAGCCAGUGAUAAAGCAGUCCUACAAGAAAAUGGUAAAGUUCUGUGGAAGGAAUGA
This is a messenger RNA of Acanthosepion pharaonis, 2757 nucleotides long. The record is from the annotation of a GenBank genome assembly. NCBI's taxonomy places the organism in Eukaryota, Metazoa, Mollusca, Cephalopoda, Sepiida, Sepiidae.